This is a messenger RNA of Pollicipes pollicipes, 1984 nucleotides long. RefSeq names its product ionotropic receptor 21a. Gene Ontology annotation, cellular component: membrane. The coding region runs from base 21 to 1157 and encodes 378 amino acids. The record is from RefSeq and is a predicted model, not a curated record. NCBI's taxonomy places the organism in Eukaryota, Metazoa, Arthropoda, Thecostraca, Pollicipedomorpha, Pollicipedidae. The transcript has 2 exons. Gene Ontology annotation, molecular function: ligand-gated monoatomic ion channel activity.
UCUACAACUUCACGCUGGACAUGCGCGAGCCGAGCGAUGGCGGCAAGUGGGGCGAGGCGCUGCCGAACGGCACCUGGAUCGGCCUGGUGGGCGACAUCAAGAAUAGUCGCGCGCACUUCGGCAUCGCCAACAUCUUCUUCACGCUCAGUCGGUGGAACUACAUCGACUACACGCGGCCGUACGACCUGGAGUACGCCUGCUUCGUGGUGUGGAACGAGCCACCGCUGCCGCACUGGCUGGCCGUGACGCGGCCGUUCCAGUGGCCAGCCUGGGUCGGCAUCCUCGUCAGCUUCCUCGUCAGCGUGCUGGCGUUGGUGGCACUGGCACGCCUCGGCGGCGGCGGCGAGCGGCUAACGUUCACGAGUUUCCAGCGCGCCGCGCUCUACAACUUCGGCCCGCGCGGCGGCGCAGUGCGCACCUUCGACGGCUCCUGGCGCGUGGCUACCAUGGUGAUCGGCAUCGCUUACUGCGCCAAGCUCGUCUCGUAUCUGACGUUCCCGAGCACGCCUGCGCCGCUCGACACACACCGCGAGCUGGCAGAGACGGGCGUGGAGGUCGGCAGCUGGGGCGGCACGCUCGGAGAGCUGAUGGCCGCCUCGGCCAACCCCUGGGACCGCCAGCUGGCCAGCCGCUACGUGCCCAACUACGACUUCGAAAACGCACUCCGCCGCGUGCACGCGCGUCAGUACGGCUACAUCGAGAACCGGAACUUGCUCAUCUAUCUCAUCCAGAAGUACUACACGACGCGCACGGGGGAGAAGCAGCUGCACAUCAUGAAGGAGUGCUUUCAGAACUUCAUGAUCAGCGUGGCGCUGCCCAAGUACUCGAUGCUGACAGACCUCUUCAAUAGCAAGAUCCUGCGUCUGCGCGAGGCCGGUCUCAUCCCGAUCUGGUUCAGCUGGUCGCUGGAGGCCGUCAAGUCGGACCUGGUCGACGUGGCCAGGACCUCCGAGUCGGCGUCCGGCGUGCACAGCCUGUCGCUGGAGCACGUGCAGGGCGUAUUCCUGCUGCUGCUGUUCGGCUGGCUGCUGAGCCUGCUGGCGUUCUUGGCUGAGAUGGUGGUGCGGAGGGCGCUGAAGCGCGGAACUGAGAUCAUCGUGGAGCCGUUCCUUGAAAGGAGCUCGGUGGCGCCAGGAGGGGUGAUGGCCGUAAAUUAAUCGGGCCGUUGGUCGUCACUGACAGAUGACUGAUGUCACUGGUCGGCACUGAUAGGUCACUCAUUGUUACUUCUCGUCACUGACAGGUCACCGAUAUCACUGAUUGUUUCUAGUAAGCUGAUGGUAUUUCUGGUCGCCACUUAUCAGUCGGUGAUAUGGCUGGUUGUCACUGGUCUGUUAGUGGCAUGGCUAGCUGUUACUGGUCUGUUAGUAGCAUGGCUGGUUGCCGCUGAUCGGUUAGUGGCAUGGCUGGUUGUCACCGAUCGGUUACUGAUACGGCGGAAUGUCACCGUUCGGUCAGUGAUGCCGCCUGAUUGGCAAUGGCCGGUUUGUGCACCCACUGAUCAUCACUGACGGGUCACUGGCAAUGCCCGCCACCAAAGGCGAGUCACCGAUGAGGCUGGUCGUCACUGAUCCGUCACUAAAUACAACUAAUUGUCACAAGUGACAGGUCGGCAAUGAUCGAGAUGGUGCCUGGCCCUCCCCACCCCUCCCCCCAUCCCUCCUGUAUAGAACAAAUGACUGUCAUCAACGGUCACCCUUCAUUGCCAUGGAAUAUGUGUUUCAAAAGCUAAAUGUCAAGCACAAGGAUAAGCAAACGAACUUCGUCUUCUGAUGCGCUCUCUAAGUUGACCACAUUCCAUGGUCAAUGGCUAUACACCUUCUCUUGAAUCCUUGGACCGUGCUUUCACGCCGCGUACACCAAUGUCGAAUGUUUGAUAGUCUUGCCACUGAAAUGCCAUAAAACCUAGUUUUUGUCAAUGAGUAAACCACAAAGCCUGCUCCACACAUUAAUCCUUUUUAUCACCGCCACAAGAUACAAUAUA